Messenger RNA from Thunnus maccoyii (southern bluefin tuna), 8125 nucleotides. RefSeq lists its product as uncharacterized. The transcript is spliced from 11 exons. Gene Ontology annotation, biological process: regulation of transcription by RNA polymerase II. NCBI's taxonomy places the organism in Eukaryota, Metazoa, Chordata, Actinopteri, Scombriformes, Scombridae. Gene Ontology annotation, cellular component: nucleus. The coding region runs from base 59 to 6730 and encodes 2223 amino acids. Gene Ontology annotation, molecular function: DNA binding; DNA-binding transcription factor activity, RNA polymerase II-specific. The record is from RefSeq and is a predicted model, not a curated record.
ACCGUGGCGAUGUAUGGUGUUGUGUGGUAGCUGCUACGAGCACGGCUAGACAGGCAGUAUGGCGGAGGAGGGCAGUGUGUACGAGUUAGAGGGGCUUGAAAAACAACUACAGAGUUUGUUAAGCCGUUACUCAAGCGAUGAACUGCGAGCCGACAGCAAACCGUUCUGCUCGGACUACUGCAAGCUGGUGGAGGAGUAUGCCUCUCGCUGGCAGGUGCCGCUGCCUCAGCUCAGGAUCUUUGAGGUGGCUCUCCGCUACUUCGCUCAAGCCUCCAUCUUCUUCACAUCAAACUGUGAUCAUGUGCUCCACACACUCAGUAGUCUGGCCUUGAGUGUUUUUGAGUUGCUGCUGUUCUUUGACCAGAAAGACUUCCUUCAAGAGCCACUGAAACACUUCACUGUUACAUUCCAGGAAUGUCAUUUGGCCCUUGCGAAGCAUCAGAAUGUUCACUUACUUCAGGUGGAACGUUCGGUUCGGGGUGGUGGGGCUUGGGCCAGUUCAGCCUUACAGGCAAUUCUCAGUGAGUCCAGUUUACCUCAGAAUGAAGUGGAUGGGUGCAUUAGCUCUGAGCUGCCAGUGUUCUUUGAGCUUCGAGUGCGCUACCUUUUAUCCUGUGAGCGGUUCAGUGAGGCUUUGGCCCUGGCUAAGUGUUGUGCUCAGCAUCCAACAGCAGGGCAACACUUGUUCUUCCUCCAGGUCUACCUCACAUGGCUUCACAAAACGUCACAGCAUGAUCGUCUACAUAAAGAGGUAGCUGACCUCAAUGGCAAAGAUGCUGUGCACAUCAUCUGUAGUUUGGAACGUGAAGAAAAGGAUGAGUUGCUACUUGCUCUCAGCAGAGCCUUCCUCUCCCAGCAGCUUCGAAGGGGAAACAUGUACUAUUUGUGUGAUCUUGUUUUCAUAUGGAGCAAACUCCACAGUCGGUUGAAAACAUCCAAACAAGCUCUGCUUGAGGAGAGUCGUCAACUGAUGCGGUCUGCCACCAAUGUCAACUCAAUCUUUCCAUUUAUCAGAGUGAUUCUGCAAGAGCUGGGUGAAGAUGGUAUCCAGUUUUGCGUGGAGCUUUGUGCUAAUGCCCUGGAGUCUUGCCUUCCCUGUGAUGUCGUCACCAAGUCCCUAAUCUACAAAACCAUUGCUGGCCUGCUGCCCAAUGAUCUGGAGGUUUGCCGGGCAUGUGCUCUUCUUGUCUUCUUCCUGGAACGCUCUGUUGACACCUACAAGAUGGUGUACCUGCUCUACAUGCAUCCUGACCAGGAGUACCACGUGGAGUACAGCCCCAUCAGAAAUCACAUCCGCUUCGAAACCCUGCAGGUCUUGAAGAAGGACCUGUAUUUUGACCCAGAGUUUUGGAACCUCAUUGCUUUGCGGACCAACUGUUUGAAGCUGAUGAGUGGGAAGGUGGUUGACGCUGCCCUCGAGGAAAUCAUGGAUGAAAAAUGGAUCUCUAAGUAUUGCACCAAAGAGGCCGCUUCCCGAUCAAGCGCAUCGCUAUGUCAGAAGGGAAGUAAAGGGGCAGCAGCAAGGAAGCGCCACCAUAAAGAGGACAGACAUCAUAAAGAGGAUAUAACUGAUAUGGCACCCAAAAGACUAAAGGUGGGUCAUGGCACGGCUGUAAAGAAGAAGGGCAACCAAGGGUCACGACAUAUGAAGGAAGCCUCAUCUGAACCUUUGAGGCGUUCGUUUUGGCAGCUAGACAGAAUUCAGGACAAUGUAGUGAUUCCAUAUGGAGAACAAAGACGCACUACACGGCUGUCUGAAAAGAACCCGCCAAAACGGAGGAUUCGUAAACCCAGGUGGCUUCUGGAAGACUCAGGCACUCUUGAAGAGAAUAAUGUUCCUCCGAAGAUCAAAAAGCAUGGAUUGAAACAUGGAAAACACCAUCAAUCGUCUGUCGUAAAGGGGCCCGAAUCUGGUCAGAGCAAGAACAACACAAAACACAAAGUGUCAGUAAACUCCCAUUUAAAGGCGAGGGAAAACAACACCAAGCACCAGAAAGGGUUGUCUGUGGACUCUCUUAAACCAGCCUUUACUCCACAAGUAAUUCUUGAGCUCUCACUACCAGACAAUGAACUGAUGGGUACGUUUACAGAAGACACUUGCAACAAACAGAGAGGGUUCCCUCAAAUGCUUCUUUACAAACCUACAGUGAAACUUCCUGCCGCAUCACAGCCAGUGAAGGCUGUGCAUCGCAAAGAGGUUAUUCUUAGAGCAAGGGAUGCAACUAUGUUUGUACAACAGUUGCAUUGUUAUGCUCGGCGGGAGAAAGGAAAAAGGAAUGGGUCGAAUAUUCAUGGAUCAGUAUCAACAAUCACACGCUCAUCUGUGCAGGGAAGUCCUCCCAAAGAUCCACCAAGAGAGCUUUGUGAAAAUCCUGAUGUUGAGAUGAAGGGUGGAAUUUCCUCACAGACACCAGCAGCAGCAGAAUCCCCAGUUUUAGGAAAAGUCCUUCAAAAGAAGGGUUCAGCAAGAGAGAUCUUUGAAAACUCUGCUGUUGAGAUGAAAGUUGCUGCUGCUUCACAGACAUCACCUGCACUAAAAGUUACAGAAACUUCCGUUUUAGAAAAAGUCCCUCAAGCUCAAACCACAGAAAAGAUCUCACAAACCAUAGUUUCAGCGAGAGAGCUCAGUGAAGAAUCCGCCGUUGAGAUGAAAGUCACUAUCGCUUCACAAACCACAGCAGCGGCUAAAGUGACACAAUCCCCAGUUAUCGAUAAGGCUUCUAAAGUGCAUAAUAUAAAAGAUGUCUCAAAAACCACAGCCUCAGCCGAGGCUUCACAGACCAUAACUGCACACAACAAUCAAAUGGUAGUUACUGAUGAAAUCCCUCUAGUGUCCAGUACGGCAGACAAUUCAAACACUGGAGCUCUAGGUGAACAAGAACCGAGUUCACUUUCCUCUCGGUCUGAAAGUGGCAAGAAUUAUGUAGCCCAUGUUAAAGCAGACACUUCAGGGGUGCUCACCACAGUGGUACCUAAAGACUCAGAUGGACACAUGCCCUAUAAAGAUGAACUCAAAAGGGACACAGCAGAUACAGGUGUUCAAAAAGACACAAUGUCUGGCGAGAACAUGGGGACUUUGUGUGCGAUUUCAGAGACAGAAUCUACUUGUGCACCUACAGAGCCAGACAGUAUAAAUGAUAUAUCUGCUCUGACAUUAGUAACAGAGAUGGUAACUGAAUUUACACCUGAGGAACUUGCUCGAGAUCUGGAGAAUCACAAACAACCAGUUCUGGAGGACGGUGCCUCCAAGGAGUCAACAUCAGUGCUUAAACCGAAUGUUCCUCAUAAAAUACGGACUACCUCCAGCUGCUUUGUGCCACAACAGGGGACCUCUAGAGUUGCUGACAUGCAAGGUAAAAAGAACGAGGAAACCGAUGACAUUGAUCCAGAAACACCAGAGAACAGUGAUCCAAUGGAAACAGCAGUUGAAUCAGAGGAAUCCAAGUUAGAGUUCUGUUGCAUCUUUUGCAACAAGGACUUCAGGGGUAAUCGUGUGGUAGCACAUGCAAUGUUUCAUUACCGUAAGGAUGAGUGUAUGUUCUGUGGGACAAUGUUCAAAGAUGACCUCCUGGCCAUGAUGCACCUGUCUGAUCACAUAGAGAAGCUGAAAAAGAGCAAAGAGUCAGUCGGCAACAAAGCCCAAGAAAACUGGGUGUCUGACACCAAAGAUAUCUCCACACCUAAGACCUCUGCCAAAGCUAAGACCACAAACAUGUCUUUAGGGCAUCAUAGUAGUGGGAGACCGAGGAAAUGUGCUGUCCGUCCUAAAUCUCUGAGCAAUCUAGAGUCAGGCCCAACUGAAUCAAGAAAGUUAAGAUCCAGUGACAAGCCAGCAGAUGGUCAGUUUUUACAGAAAGGAAAGGAGCAAAACAAGAACCUUGAUAGCAAAACCUCUGUUCACAAGGUAAAUGGACAUAUUAGCAAAAAGAAACAGCUUGACAGAAUGAAACAGAACACCACAAACUCGAAAACUAAGCAGCCACUUAGACAGCAGGAGAUCACUCACGACAGAACAAGUGAUGGAGCAGUUAAUCCUGGGUUACCAGAAACCCAUGAUCUCAAAGUGGAUUCCUCUACAACAUCAAUGCAGGUAGAGAAAGAGUUUGGCAGUUCCACUGAAGAUACAGUGAAGGAGACAGAAUCUCUGCAGGUCCUGAAGACAGCCACAAAACAAGACAGGAAGGUUGUUGAAGAGAAAAAUGUGGAGCCACAAGAGAAAGUUUGCUGUCCUGCGGAUGGAUGCACUUGGUUUACAGACCUGUCUAAAAAUCGCGUUGCACUCCUGUACCACGCUCUGGAUGAUCACUAUGGUGAUGUCAAACCUUUAGAACUGUCAUUUCAAAUCGGAAACAGCAGAUGCAGUAUUUGCAUGAGGGUUUUAUGGAGUUUUGAACAUUUUCAGCAUCAUGUAGAAAGACACAGACUUGCGCCUCGGCAUCCUUGCCUUCAUCAGGGUUGCACUGCCAGAUUCAAAACCGGAAUGGAAAUGAGACGCCAUGCCAGGAGGCACAGUCCACUGCAGGCAGUGUGCUGCCUCCCUGGUUGUUCUCAAUUAUUUAUUUGUCUCUGGGCACUGAACCUUCAUGAAAGAGAGCACUACGCUUCUAAACCCACUAAACCAAUCAAGAACACAAAUGUGCAAACAAAUGACAAACAUAACAGACCAGUGGAGAAGAAGCAAGAUCAUAAGCCAAAAGAUUCUACUGCUGCCACGACUGUAAAAAAGACUGUGAGUGUCAAGACUGCUCGUAAAUUAAGAAGACAAGCUUCUCAUAGUUCAUCAACAGGAAGAAAUCUUAGUGUUCCUUCUCUCUCCUCUGUCAAAUCAUGUCUGUUGAAACAAGAGAGAAAUGAGACCAAGGAUUCCAAUGUGUUGAAGAAUCUCUCUAACAAGGACACCACCGGGGAGUCAACUGUUCCUAACCUGAGAUUAAGGCAAACAUUACGAAAAGGGCAAGUAGCAAGAACAAAUCUGACAGCUCCCAAAACUCACAAAGUCUUCUCAUCAUCUUUGUUAAAACACAACAGCAAAGUGAGGCACAAGCUAAAGAAAAAGCUGGUCAAAGUAAACACAAAAGGUCCUAAAAGAAGAGGGCGUCCUCCUAAGUCAAAGAAAGCUGUGCACGAUGAAAACACUACUACUAGUCGAAACAAUGAAUCUGUCAAAGCGAAAACUGCUCAGCUUCCUACAAAUACUACUGAAACAGCAGAAACUUCAACAGUUAGCAACAAGUUUCAAGAAGAAAAGAGCCAGCAUGUUCAAGAUGUAGUAAAAAUGAUAGAAACGUCAACAAAUGAACCGAAAUCAGUGAACAAGCAGAUUAAGAGCAAUCAUGUUAAACAAAAGAUCUCACAUAAUAAAUCUACACCUGCUGAUACAGCUAAGAGUUUAAAUGAGUCAAUCAUCACCACGUCAGCAAACAAAACACAGAUGUUAACUGCUGACAAAGUGAAGAAAUCGCAUAUUACAAAAAAACGCUGUGCUCCUGAAGAAGGCAGUACUGUUUCUUUGGACUCCAGUAAAUCAAAGAAGCACAAGGUUACAAACAGCAAAGUCAACACAAAGACUGUCAACAAAAAAUGUCCUCGCAAAGAUCUGGGCGUCUCUACAGCCUCAAAACUUGCCAAGUCAAAAUCUGAGGCCAAAGCAGCAGUAGCAGCAGCAGCAGCAGUAGUAGAAAGUCUUGCUGAUGAGCAGGGAAAGGCAAAGGCGGAAAACACAGACUCAACACAAAACAGUCCUGGUAACAGUUUCAAAGAAAUAACUUCACCACACACCACCUCAGGAGAGAAAAAGCAGAAGUUGACAACAAAGGAAAAAUCUAAGAAAUCUCAUAGUCCCAAAGAAAAGAAUACUCAAGCUGCUUCCUCUGACUCAGGCAAAGCAAAUAAGAAGCACAAAGUUAUAAAUAAAAAAGAGGGCAAAAAGACUGUCAAGGAAAGACGGCCAUGCAAAGACCCGAGCAAAACAUCUGCUUCAAAAAAGACUGCAAAGUCUAAAUCUGUAGUCCAACAGGUUGAGGCCCAAGCAGCAGCAGCAGCAGCAGCAGCAGCAGCAGCAGCAGCAGGAGAGAGCUGUCCCAAUGUGGAAGGAAAAGCAAAGGAGGAAACCUCAGACGCAACACUCGAAAGCCCCGGUUCCUCCUGCAUAUCUGCUGUUACUUCUAACAGUGUAAAUGAAACAACUUCCCCACCAACUGCCUCUGAAGAGAACAAACACAAGGAAGCAAAGAAAUCUAAUAUGAAAAAAUCUGACCCCAACAAAGCAAAGGUGAUUAAGAAAGAUGGUGAUAUGAAGACUGUCAAGAAAAAAUGUCCACGUAAAGAUGAGGGUGCUCCGUCAGUCUGUAAAAAGCCUGUUAAGUCAAAAACUAAAAUCCAACAUGGCAAAGCAGAGGAACGAGCAGAAAGCGAAGAUGAAAAAUCCACCGUGUGUAUAGACACUUUGGCCGAGUACGGAAAGAAGCCGUACAUGCGUCUCCCGCCGACAGCGUACCUCGACGAGAAGUUCAUCACCAUGCCAAAACGAAGGAAGGAGAUGCUGUCUUUCCAGACGUCUCAAAGAAACCCCCCUCCUGAGCGGGCUGAUGUUACAGCGGCUCCGCAGAGACAAAGAUGUGCCAACUGUUUCGCUACUUUCAACAACACCGAGGAGCUGCAGAGUCACCUCCGGCUGCAGAGUUGCUCCAACCUCUUUGGGUUUGACUCUGAUGACGAAGGCAACAGUUGAAUUUGUCUACUUAAUUCAAAGUGACUUGACAUUUUGGAUGCAUAAUCGAGUGGCCUGUGGACCCGCAUGGAGCUCCUGGAUGGAUCAUACCUCAACAGAUCUCUUGACGACUUUCUCAUUAUUUUGGGCAAAGACUUGUACAUCUGGAGUUGCCAGAAGAAGAGAGCGAGAACUGAAAGGGUUACCCGACUUUCGCUGCAGCAUGUGCCUGGGCAUGUGCAAGGCCCGGGAGCGGCCAGAACACAUAAAAUAGCCAAUCAAUAAAAGACUACUGAACAGAAUCCCAUUUGGACUUUUUAGCAGAACAGCUAGUACUGAAGUGCCUGCUCUGGAACCAGUUUCCAGCUGCUUCAACUGGUAAUGGAGAUUAAACAUUGUGGCUUAAAAGACUGGACUCUUGAAAGCUGUGAAAGAAACUGACGAAGACAAGGCUGCUCCUGCUAUCACUAGGAUACAUAUUUUUCGCAUCAGUAAGCCAUAAAAUUGCAUUGUUUGCUUUUUGCACUCUUCUCAUAAGAUUUUGUUUCUGCCUAAACUCUCAAAGUGAUGGGGAUUGUACAAUGAAGCGUCUUAAAAGUUCCUGCUUUUUUAACAUCUUAUAAUUAAAUACAUAAUUUAGACUGAGUCUAAACUUUGAAAAGUUGUAAGAUUGCUGUAUCAGUCUUCUUUAGAAAGUUUUUAGGAAUAAUUCUUGUUUAAAUACUUACUGUAUUUCUUACACAAAAUUCCCCAUAGAGUUGAUUAGGUCUUUGCUGCUUGUCCUUACCAUGAGUAACCAGUAGGGGUCAGCGUGCGCUCAGCCUCAUUAUGUUAACUUUUUUCCCCCUCUUGCUGAACACAAGACAAUAUUGUUCGCUCGUUUUUUGCAGCAGAAAGAUUUCUACAUUUGUAGCUGCUCCACUGUAUUAAUCACUGUAUGGUUUAACUUCCAGUCACAUCCAAUCAAGCUUUAUUUCCUUUAGCAAUAACAACUACUAACCACAGUUGGUGCCAGUAUCCACACAGUAUAUUGCAGGAUGCUGCCUCUGAUCAUGUCUCUCAGUCGCUGUCAGUGGAGCAGUUCAAAUUCUGGCUGUUUAUAUUUUCUCAUUUUUAACUUAACAGGACUGUCCAAGACCAUAGAAACGUUGUGAUUUCUCUUUUAGGCUGAAUGUUGUCUUUUAGGAUUCCUUCAACGAGACAGACGUGGCAGUCGUGAACAACCAUAGUUUUAAGUGUUACCAGGAGGCCACACCUGUCUUUCAUGAGCAGCAGCAGCAGGUUAUAUUUAUUUAUGUUUUAUUUUCUAUCUUUUGUAAAUAUUUGAAGAGUUUCAAUGGCUUAUUAUAUAAGGGGGUGUUGGAGCUGGGUUUAUAUUUUGUUCUUGAAGAAAAAAUAAAACUUAUUUGAAAAUGG